Molecule: messenger RNA, 567 nt
Organism: Olea europaea var. sylvestris
Lineage: Eukaryota; Viridiplantae; Streptophyta; Magnoliopsida; Lamiales; Oleaceae
Product: polyphenol oxidase II, chloroplastic-like
Exons: 1
Coding region: 1-474 (157 amino acids)
Source: RefSeq, a predicted model, not a curated record
AUGGCUUCUCUUCAAGCUUCAUGCACUGUUCUCUCCACCAAUCCCCGCUCCCAUUCCUCCUCCUCAACUCAGCCGCUCUCCGCCAAGCCAUCACAUCUGUUCACCCACUCGAGGCGGAGUCACCGCUUUCAAGUGUCAUGCGAUGCCAAGAAAAAUGUCGAAACUUCCCAAGGGAAGAUCGAUAGGAGAAAUAUGCUUCUGGGGCUAGGGGGAAUGUAUGGUGCAGCCAACCUUGUGGCAAAUCCUUCGGCCUAUGCCGACCCGGUACAAGCUCCCGACUUCACCAAGUGCGGCGAUGCCCGUGACGCUCAGACUGGCGCUGCUCUAGAUGUUAAAUGUUGCCCCCCGCUUGCCGACAAGAUCAUCGAUUACAAGCUUCCACCGUUUCAGGUGAUGCGCAUUAGGCCGGCUGCUCAUAGGGCCAGUAAAGAACAAGUGGCCAAGUACGAAGAAGCCAUUAGGCGCAUGAGGUAGCUUGAUACAACCGAUCCGCAAGAUCCACGUGGCUUCAUGCAGCAAGCCAAUAUUCAUUGUGCCUAUUGCAAUGGAGCCCAUGACCAAGUCGGG